CUCCUCCAUUGAUAACCCGCUCUCCUCAUCGAUUCAACCCAGCGACGUCUUGGUGAAGGAGGAGGACAAAACCAAUCCAAAAACCUGCCUCUGAAGCUAAAGGGCGUUGGGCGCGAUGGCUAAUGCCUCCCCAGACCUGGACAACGCGGAAGCCCAGCGCCAGCUCAACAACAACAACCGACCAAUCGGCUCUGGGUUCUGGGAGACAGAGUGCACUAGCUCCAAGCUGUUCGAGUGCUCCCGCAUCAAGGCCCUGGCAGAUGAACGAGAUGCAGUGCAGAAGAAGACUUUUACAAAGUGGGUUAACUCUCAUCUGGCCAGAGUGUCCUGUCGCAUAUCUGACCUCUACAACGACCUGAGGGAUGGAUACAUGCUCACCAGACUGCUGGAGGUCCUCAGUGGAGAGCUGCUGCCGAGGCCUACACGAGGUCGUAUGCGGAUCCACUGCCUGGAGAACGUCGACAAAGCCCUGCAGUUCCUUAAAGAGCAGAGGGUCCACCUGGAAAACGUUGGUUCCCAUGACAUUGUGGAUGGAAACCACCGCCUCACCCUGGGCCUUAUCUGGACCAUCAUCCUUCGCUUUCAGAUCCAGGUGAUCAAAAUAGAGACAGAGGACAACCGAGAAACCCGCUCUGCCAAGGAUGCGCUGCUGCUUUGGUGCCAGAUGAAGACUGCAGGGUACCCUGAGGUCAACAUCCAGAACUUCACCACCUGCUGGAGAGACGGCCUUGCCUUCAAUGCCCUAAUACACAGACACAGACCUGAUCUAAUAGAGUUCCACAAGCUGACGCGGUCCAAUGCAACGCACAACCUGCAGCAAGCCUUUAACAUCGCCGAGCAGCGCCUGGGCCUCACGAAGCUCCUGGACCCUGAGGAUGUGAACACAGAGAACCCAGAUGAAAAGUCCAUCAUUACAUACGUGGUUUCCUACUACCACUACUUCUCAAAGAUGAAGGCUCUUAUUGUGGAGGGGAAGCGGGUUGGCAAGGUGCUAGACAACUGCAUCGAGACAGAGAAGAUUAUUAACCGCUAUGACACUCUGGCCUCGGACCUCCUGGAGUGGAUAGAGAAGACCAUCGCAGUCAUCAGCAACCAGAAGUUUGCCAACUCUCUGACCGGAGUUCAGCAGCAGCUUCAGGCAUUCACAACUUACUGCACUAUAGAAAAGCCCAUCAAGUUUCAGGAGAAGGGUAAUCUCGAGGUCCUUCUCUUCACCAUCCAAAGCAAACUCAGAGCCAAUAACCAGAAAUCCUACGUGCCUCAUGAUGGGAAGCUCAUCUCAGACAUUAACAAGGCCUGGGAGAGAUUGGAGAAGGCGGAGCAUGAGAGGGGUGUAGCUUUACGCAAGGAGCUGAUUCGCCAGGAGAAGCUUGAGCUGUUGGCUCAGCGCUUUGACCACAAAACCACCAUGAGGCAAGCGUGGCUCAAUGAGAAUCAGAGACUGGUGUCACAGGAUAAUUUCGGCUAUGACCUACCAGCGGUCGAGGCAGCGAUGAAGAAGCAUGAAGCCAUCGAGGCGGACAUAGCCUCGUACGAGGAAAGAAUCGGUGUGGUCGUGGAACUUGCCGCAGAGAUGGAGACGGAAGGAUACUACGAUAUCCGACGUAUCUCAGCACGUAAAGAAAAUAUCCUGGGCCAGUGGAGUCUGCUGAAGGAGCUGGUGGCUGGGAGAAGGACCCGGCUGGAGAAGAAUCUGGCCUUGCAGAAGACUUUCCAGGACAUGGUGUACAUGAUUGACUGGAUGGAGGACAUGCAGGUCCAGCUGCUCUCGAGGGACUUUGGGAAGCAUCUCCUGGAGGUGGACGACCUGCUGCAGAAACACGGCCUGCAGGAAGCAGAUAUCGCUGUGCAGGCUGACAGAGUGGAGACGCUCAACACUGCUGCACUCAAGUUCACCACAAUAGAAGGUUACCAACCGUGUGACCCACAGGUGAUCUGUAACCGUGUCAACCAUGUCUCUUCCUGUCUGGAGGAGCUGAAACACCUGGCGGCUAAAAGACGCGCCGAGCUCGAGGAGUCGAGAAAACUGUGGGCCUUCUUUCAGGAGCUGGAAGAGUCGGAGGCCUGGAUCAGAGAGAAAAGCUCCAUCCUGGGAACUCAGGGCUACGGGAAGGACCUGAGCAGUGUGCUGAGGUUACUACAACAACACAAGACUCUGGCUGGGGAACUGCUGGCUCACCGCUCACUGCUGCAGAACACCAUGAAGCGAGGGAAGCAGAUUCUGAGUGAGAAGAGCUUUGGCACCGCAGGGAUCCAGGAGCGCAUCAUGGAGGUUAAAGGCGAGUGGAAGAGGCUGGAGGACCAGGCCGCACAGCAUCUCAGCCACCUGCAGGAGGCGCUCAACUUCUUCCAGUUCUCCACGGAGACGGACGACGUCGUGGUCUGGCUGCAGGACGCUUACCGCCUGGUGUCCAGUGAAGACUUUGGACACGAUGAGUACUCCACUCAGUCGCUGCUGAAAAAACACAGAGGGGUCAGUGAGGCCAUCGAUAAGCAUCGCCUGCAUGUAGUGGCACUGCGCAAACACAUGGUGGUGCUGCCCCUGCGAUAUCGUGAACAGGAGGAGGUGCAGGUUCGUAUGGGAGAGGUGGAACAGCUCUACACAGAGGUCGCUGAAGUUGCAGUGCUCAGACAGCAGUGGCUUCACGACGCCCUCGCUGUAUACCGCAUGUUCAGCGAGGUCAACGCCUGCGAACUAUGGAUUGACGAGAAGGAACAGUGGCUGGAAAAGAUGGAGAUCCCAGAGAAACUGGAGGACGUGGAGGUCGUGGCACACAGAUUUGAGAGCCUGGACCAGGAGAUGAACAGCCUGAUGGGAAGGAUCCUGGAUGUUAAUCAGAUAGUUCAGCAGCUCCUGGAUGGAGGACAUCCAUCUUCCACAGAGGUCAGAGGUUGUCAAGACCACCUCAACUCCAGGUGGAACAGCAUUGUGGAGCUGGUUGAGCAGAAGAAAGAUCAGCUGGACUCGAUGUUACGUCUGCAGAACUACCUGCUGGAGUGUGCCGAGAUCAAGUCCCAGAUCCAGGACAAGAGGAAAGCCAUCGAUGCCACUCAGUAUGUGGGCAGCGAUUUGGGAGGAGUCCUCGCUCUGCAGAGACGCCUUUCUACUAUGGAGGGAGCCCUGUCUGUCCUGGAGCCCAAGCUACUGCACUUACAGGAAGAGGCAGAGCAUCUGGCCACCAGUCACCCGGUUCGGGCCAUGGAGGUUCUUGUGCAUUUUGAUGGCAUCAGCGUGGAGUGGGAGGAGCUCAAACGGACGCUGCAGGGAUGUGAGGACUCACUGAUGGUGGCCAGCAGGCUGCAGAGCUUCAUACAGGACCUGGAUUCAUUCCUCACCUGGUUGGUCCAGACGCAGACAGCCGCUGCCUCAGACCAGCUGCCCAAUGACCUGGAGGAGGCAGAGAAGCUCAUCAACGAGCACGCCGCUCUCAAGGAGGAGAUUGGACGGUAUGAAGAGGACUACGAGCGCCUGCAAGCCAUGAACGAGCUCCUGGAGUCCGAGGAGGCUCCUCUCCCUCAGGCCGCCCUGCAGCAGUGGCUCCAGAAGCUCGAUGUCGGCUGGAACAAGCUGCUGGAGAUGUGGGAAAGCAGGAGAGAAGUUCUGGUCCAGGCUCACAUUUUUCAUCUAUUCCUGCGUGACGUCAAACAGGCUGAAUCCUUCCUCAACAAUCAGGAGUCUGCGCUUGCUCACGUGGAGCUGCCCACCACAGUGGAAACAGUGGAAGCAGCUAUAAAGAAACACAAGGACUUCACCACCACCAUGGAGCUGAACCUGCACAGGAUUAAAGCUGUGAUUGAAGCAGGAGAAAGUCUGAUCAGCCAGAGCAACAUCUACUCUGAACGCAUCAGGGAGCGCAUCGACACCCUUGCCAACAGGGGGAACCAGAACCGAGAGCUGGCCCAGCAGUGGCUGGAAAAACUGAACGACCAGUGGGAACUUCAGAGGUUUCUCCAGGACUGUCACGAGCUGGGGGAUUGGGUGUGCGAGAAGAUGCUAAUGGCGAGGGACAGCAGCCGAGACGAGACCCAGAAGCUUCAUAAGAAAUGGCUGAAGCACCAGGCUUUUAUGGCCGAGUUGGCCCAGAAUAAGGAAUGGCUGGACAAAAUUGAAAAGGAGGGCCAGCAGCUGAUCCAGGAGAAGCCGGAGCUCAGCCUGGUGGUGCGGAAGAAGCUGGAGGAGAUCAGGGAGUGCUGGCAGGAUCUGGAGAGCACCACUCAGGCAAAAGCCCGCCAGCUUUUCGAAGCCAACAAGGCCGACCUGCUGGUGCAGAGUUACGAAAGCCUCGACCAGAGACUGGGCCAGCUGGAGGGUCGACUGGCCUACGUGGACCAGGGACAGGACCUUACCACAGUCAACAAGCAGCUCAAAAAGCUACAGACCAUGGAGACCCAGAUGGAGGAGUGGUAUAAGGAGGUGGGGCAACUUCAGGUGCAGGCGGCCUCCAUCCCGCAGCAGACGCAGGUAAAGGAGACGGUCGCCGGGCGACAGGCCGCCGUGGAGGCCAGGAUGGUGCGUUUGAUCGAGCCGCUGAAGGAGAGGCGACGCAUCCUGCUGGCAUCCAAGGAAGUUCAUCAAGUUGGACGAGACCUGGAGGACGAGAUUUUGUGGGUCCAGGAACGCCUCCCGAUGGCCAUGUCGCAGGAGCAUGGCUCGACUCUGCAGGCUGUCCAGCAGCUUAUGAAGAAGAACCAGAGUCUUCAGAGGGAGCUGCAGAGCCACAGGAGCAGAAUCGAAGAGGUCCUGGAGAGGGCGGGGAUCAUUGGCUCCAUACGCAGCCCCGAGGCCGACUGCAUCAGGGCCGGCCACGACCAGCUGUCCCAGCUGUGGGCUCUGCUUUGGGCCGAGACUGAGAGGAGGCAGCUGGUCCUGGACGCCAUGUACCAGGCCCAGCAGUACUACUUCGAUACAGCCGAGGUUGAGGCCUGGCUGAGCGAGCAGGAGCUGCAUAUGAUGAAUGAGGAGAAGGGGAAGGAUGAGCAGAGCACGCUGCAGCUGCUGAAGAAACAUUUGAUCCUGGAGCAGACCAUCGAGGACUACGCCGAGACCAUCGGCCUGCUGUCACAGCAGUGCCGACAGCUGCUGGAGAUGGGACAUCCAGACUGCGAGCAGAUCAGCAAGCGUCAGUCACAGAUUGACCGUCUGUACGUGUCUCUGAAGGACCUGGUGGAGGAGAGGAAGAGCCGUCUGGAGCAGCAGUACUGGCUCUACCAGCUCAACAGGGAAGUGGACGAGUUGGAGCAGUGGAUCGCUCAGAGGGAGGUGGUCGCCAGCUCACCUGAACUGGGUCAAGACUUUGAGCAUGUCACAGUCCUACAGGAGAAGUUUACAGAGUUUGCCUCUGAGACGGGCAGCGUGGGGCAGGAGCGAGUGACGGCCGUCAAUCAAAUGGUGGACGAGCUCAUCGACUACGGCCACUCAGAAGCAGCCACCAUCGCCGAAUGGAAGGACGGCGUGAACGAGGCCUGGGCCGACCUGCUGGAGCUCAUGGAGACCCGCACUCAGAUGCUCGCCGCCUCACACCAGCUGCACAAGUUCUUCUUCGACUGCAGAGAGGUUUUGGCGCAGAUCGAGGACAAACAUCGCCGACUGCCAGAGGUUCGGGCUCGGCAGAGCAGCACCGCCAACACCAGCACCCUGCAGAGACUCCUGCACAGCUUCGAGCAGGACAUUCAGCUGCUGGUCACACAGGUGCGUCAGCUGCAAGAGAGCGCGGCCCAGCUGAGGACGGUGUACGCAGGCGAGAAGGCCGAAGCCAUCGCGUGCCGUGAGCAUGAAGUGAUGCAGUGCUGGAAAGAGCUGCUGACGUCCUGCGAGGAGUGCCGGGUUCAGAUCACCACAGAGACGGACAAGCUGAGGUUUUUCGGCAUGGUCCGAGAUCAGAUCAUGUGGAUGGACUCGAUCAUCUGUCAGAUAGGGACAGGAGAGAAGCCCAGGGACGUGUCCUCAGUUGAGGUGCUGAUGAAUUAUCACCAGAGUCUAAAGAGUGAAGUCGAGGCUCGCAGCCAGAGCAUCCUGGAGUGUAUUGAAAUGGGAAAAACCCUGCUGGCUGCUAGAAACCCUGCAGCUGAGGAGAUCAAGGAGAAGCUGGACAAGGUGAUUGCUAAGGAGCGUGAGCUGUCUGAGAAGUGGGACAGGCACUGGGAAGUCCUACAGCAAUUGUUGGAGGUUCACCAGUUUGCCCAGGAGGCGGUGGUGGCGGAGGCGUGGCUGACUGCUCAGGAGCCGUUUAUCAACAGCAACGAGCUUGGAGGGAGCGUGGAUGAGGUGGAGCAGCUGAUUCGUCGACACGAAGCCUUCCGCAAAGCAGCUGCCACCUGGGAGGAGCGAUUCAGCUCACUGCGGCGGCUCACCACGGUAGAAAAGUUAAAAGCAGAGCAAAGCAAACUUCCCCCGACCCCCCUCCUGGGUCGUAAAGUCUUCCUGGAUCCCCAAGAUGCGUCUCAUAGUCCAGGCACUCUCCCACGCCUCCCGAUCUCACCCGUCAUGAGACAGACUAUCUAUGAACAGAAUGAAGCCAGCUCUCCUCCGUCUCCCUCGCCUGCUACCCCGACGCCUUCGCCGUCAUCUGUGGCUCGGCGCCUGGGGUCGACAGUCGCCAACUACACCCCUGUGAUGAACGGCUCCGGCUACCGUCACAUGCUGGAGGCCCGGGAUGGCGGCGUAGUGGGUGUGGCUGCAGGUCUAGGCCAGCCCGCUGCAUCCUCGAUUGCUUCUGUGGCCACGGCGGCAAUGCUAGUCUCAGCCAACCAGGCGCGAGAAAGUGCCAGCACGGCAAGGGAACAGUCGGCAAAGGUGAUGAGUCACCUGCAUCCAGCACAGGCAGCGAGGGAAAUGGAGGCAAAAUCCUCUCCGUAUCUCCGGCAACCCAAAAUCAAACACUUAGAUGAUGCUGUGACACCGCUGCUUGUGGCCAGCCGGCUGGAGAAAGCAAGAGAGAGAGGGAGGGAGAAAGAGAUGAUGAUGAUGGGGACAGAGAGAGCAGAGGUGGCCGUGAUGGCCGAGGUCGUGCUCCAGGAGCCGGGCCGGGAGCGUCUGCACAGCGAACCCACCAGAGGCCCUCGAGGAUCCAGGACCGACCCUUUGGGCCACGCAGAGCCCCAGGUCCAGACACACACCUAUCCCCACAGGAUAGAACGGCAGCUGUCCAGCGAGCAGCUAAUCCAGGCACGCAGAGAUGAGCUGCCUCAGGAGGUGUGGAGGGAACAUGCCGAGAGGCGGGAGAGACGGACGUUGGAAAGGCAAACGUCCAGCGAACAAGAGGGCCACGGAGGCCACGAGGGCCGGCGGAGAGAGAGGGACCGACACCGGCUGGAGAGACAGGAAUCCAGCGAGCGCGACACUGGGAAGGAGCAUUCGGACAGACGCUCAGGAGGAGGAGAAAAGAGGUCCACCAUGGCAGAGAUUGUAGAGCAGCUGCAAGAAAGAGAAGCAGCACAGGCCCGUGGUGAGGUGCCCCGACUGCCUAACGGGUUACCAGAAAAGUCUUCCCGUCCCGACCGGCCUCGAGCUCGGGACAGACCCAAACCGCGACGCCGGCCACGGCCCAAAGAGCCCGGCGAGACGACGCGGAGGUCCAGAUCUGCGCCAGCCCAGAGCAGCCCGGCCGUCCCCCAGCCGCCGGCCCAUACGGCGCACCACGAAGGCUUCCUUUUCCGCAAGCUGGACAUCGAGAGCCUGAAGAAGAGCACCAAUAGCAGGUCAUGGGUCAACCUGUACUGCGUGCUGAACAAAGGGGAGCUGGGUUUCUACAAGGACGCCAAGAACACCAGCACGUCCUACAACAACGAGCCGCUGCUCAACCUCUCCCACUGCCACUGCGACGUCACCAACGGCUACAAGAAGAAGAAGAACGUCUUCACGCUCAAAACGAAGGACGGCAGCGAGUUUUUGUUUCAUGCAAAAGAUGAGGAGGACCUCAAAGCGUGGGUGACCAACAUCACCGCCAGUAUUUCAGAGCACGAGGAGAUUGCCAAAUGGGGUCAUCCCCAACCAACUACCUCAUCCACUGACGAGGGUACGCGCCGCGACGGCAGCAAGGUGGACAACAGGUCGGAGCGCGGUGGCGAGCGCUCAGACCGGGCUGACCGAAUCGAGCGGGCCGACAAGGAGAAGGAGAAGGAGAAGGAAAAGGAGAGGGAGAAGGAAAAGGAGAGGGAGAAGGAAAAGGAGAGGGAGAGAGGGGAACGGUCGGAAAGAUCGGAUCGGGCUGGGAAGUCGGACGCAAAACGAUCAGAAAAGUCCAGUAAGAAAAAAUGAGCCUGGAUGGGAGCUGGGAUUGAAGCUUACAGGAUGAACUCCGGAUGGGAGGCGGGGCCAUAAACUGGUUGUGAACAGCCCCCCCCCCCCUCCUUCUGUUCGCCUCCAACACCGUCAACAAAGCGGUUGCGUUUGGAUGGAAAUGGAAGGAUUGACCCAGGCUCUCUCAUAGGACGGAUCUGAUCUGGAGCAGGAGACAUCGCUCUCUCUAUCUGUCUCUCUCUUCUGUGUCUCUGUGAGAACACACAGAGCCACUGACGCCCCCUGCUGGCUGUUUCAGAGAACUGCCUGAGAACAGGGUGGCGGUUUGUGCUGCUGAGCCCGGGCAGCGUUAACGCGAGAGAGAGAGAGAGACGGGACGCGCAUCACGUUAACGGGAAGGCUGACGAUCAAACGUAGCUCACACUGUUCCACGUUUGUUUUUUCUAUGAGAUGAGCUCUGUCUGUAUGUAUUUCCUGUCUGUCCUAUCUACUGUAUCUAACUGUCUGUAAGUCGGGACAUCCUACGCUAUGUCUUAUUACUCCUUGGAAACAGAAAGAGAAUGAAAUUAGGCCAAAAUGUUUUACAGACCUUCUUCUAUUUUCUCCAUUUUCUCCCAUCAGUCUGGAGGUCUGGACAUGAAAAAAAUGUGGAAAUUAAUCUGGUUUUCCUUAAAUAACCAACUGCACUGUAAACACAUUCACACACUUUCCCUGGAUGAAGCAGCACUGAUCAUCGGUUACGUGCUGACUCUCGGAAAGUGGUUUAAGAGAAGAGAAGAGUAGAUGGCUGUCUUCAAAACGUUAUCACGCAUACAAUAAAGAAGAAGCAGCAGAGAAAUUAAUAGAAAUACAGCAAAAAGCUUAAAAUCAAGAUCAGAGUCCUGAAAUUCUCUGGAAAUAUUAUUUUUAAUUGUGAAGUCUGCCCGGGGCAAACAGAGCAGGUUCUCUCGGGUCGAAUUUUAUUUUAGGAUUAUAGAUUUUUUUUUAGUAAAGCAGGGCAGUCGGUGUUUACCCUGUAACAUGUAGACUACAGUAGACUACAGGACCAGUCUGGGCUUCCAGUUUAAAAGUCAGCUGUGUCCUUAGAGCAGAGAUAAGAACUCUCCUUCCCAUUGGCCUCAUUCAUUAAAGUGUUUUUAAAACAGUUUUAAUUUCUGUCGUGCAUAUAUUUCUACGAUGGUAAAUGCUCGUAUUAAACUCAGACAGGGAGAUCAGUGGAUGUGUAAGUAAUCCCUGUGAACCAAGAGCUUAAUGUCCGGCUCCAGUUUUGUUUCUAUUCUUGGCUUUGUAUGAUUAUAGGGGGGAAUAUUUCUAAUGUAGUCAUUUCAGGCACACUGCUUUGAAAAAGAGGCCCCUCCCACCUGCUGUCCAAACCUUUAAGUUUGCGAGGGGCAGCCAAUCAGAAGCCUUGGAAGAGAGAGGAACUGUGGAUCAUCCAAAGCUCCUCCAGUAAAGUCCAACAAUAAUAUUUGGAGCUGGUAUCAGCAUCAUAGGUCCACUUAAAUUAAUGGAUAAAACUGGGGAAAAAAAUAUGUAUUUACUCAUGAUAUUUCUAAUAAAAUGAUGAAAUUCAUGGUUACCUGCUUGUUUUACCAUCACGAUCAGUUUUCCAUGCUUUGGUCAUAAGCACAAAAUCUGCAUCUGUUUUUAAUGAAUGAAGCCUUCAGGGAUGAAAACAGGCCUCAUCUACUCUUUUAUUCUCUUACGUCAUCAAAACACUGGAUUUACUGACUCACAAAUUUUAUACAGAGGUUAAAAUCGUGUGUGUGUGUGUGUGUGUGUGUGUGUGUGCUGCUGCUCUCCGCUCCCAGGGUCUCCAUAGCUCUCAGGUUAUUUGUGUUGUUGUGCGCUCACCGUGUGCUUCACACUUGUCAGUAUGUCCGUCCCCUCAGAUGCCGCCUCAGUCUUCCAGAUACAGUACGUCCCAUUCACAACACACACCCCACACACACACAUCUGUACUUCUAUCUUUGUGAUGCUGCAUUCCCUGCCCCCUCACCUUAAACAUCACGUGAUACGUCCGACCCUGACCCUGACCCUGACCCUUUCAAAGUGUCUUUCAGAGUGAGGACCUGCAAAUAUGUCCUCGCUCACAAGGUGUAAAACCCGUCCUUACAAAGAUAGACUUACAUCGUCUCACACACAUCAGGUUUCAAAUGCUAGAGGUUAUAAACGAGGCUUAUAGGUCAUCAGAUGGAAACGACUGAAGUGAUAAGUGGACAAAAAAGCGAAUAAGCUGGCACAGCAGUGAGUCGGGAUAUCACGCUGACAUUCAGCUCUCUGUAGGUGAGAGGUUGCAUGCUUUUCUUGGAGAGAUAUCACUCAUUGAAAGAAGCUCGUCUUUGCAGUUUGGCAUCAUCGAAUGAGUGUAUGUUUUAUUUCAUGUAAACGCACCACAAAGCCAUAAACGACAGGAAAACGGGGAUGAUCGCAGUUCGAAAUGCAGCCGGGGAUCUUUGCCCUGUUACAUGCAUCCGGGCCAGAUUGCAUUUAAAAUCCUUUUAAAGUAUGAAUGCUGUUAUUAUCACUGCUACUGUAUCAAAACUCUUCUCAUUCCAGCUCCGGUGUUUUUGAUGCUUUCUCUUAGAGUCCAGCUCACAUUUAUUUGCAUAAGUUUAUCUGCAGCUCUGAAAAUCACUUCAGGAACAAACAGAAACCAAAAGGUGUUAUUUGUUUGAAGGUGGCUUUGCUGUCUCCUCUGCAGCUCCUGAUGCUGGAGGCACGUUGGCCUAAAAGGCCUUCAGCCAGACAGAGCUGGUCAGAAACCAUGAUCUUUAACUGAGCAGUUCUGUGGCCUGAAACAAACCAAACUGCAGCUUCUAAACUUGAAAUAUUAUAAGAGAAAAAACUGGAGGACAGAAACCACAAGAUCGUGGUUGUUUAUGUCCUUCUGUUUGCCAGCAGCAGCCAAUCAAAAGAAAGCAGGACUAAAGAGAGGGUGGGCUUAAAGGGAGAAGAGCUACGACAGGAACUGCAGGGCUGCACCAGAGUCCAAGAGUAAAAAUAAGGAGCUGGAAGUGAGCUUAACAGGUUGUCUUUAAUGAAAGCGUCCCUCCCACCUCACCGCGGCUGUGCAGAGCUUUUGAAUGUGGCCUUUUGGGGGCUUUCAGUUUGGUCCUGUCUGGUUUUAAACUCGGCCUCUCUGUUUCUGCCGCCAGCUCAUCAAAGACACAUCACUCCAAUAUUUUUUAGUUUGUUAAAUUAAAAACAGUCUUUUAUCUUCUCAAACAUGAAUGAGUUUUAUUUCUGUCGGGCUCUACAAGGAAAAUAUUAAAUAUUCACCUGUAAUUUCCAGCUCAUUUCUCCUCCAUGCAUCCACGUUUUCCAGGAUAGAGUUAAUAUUUAAGGCUUGUAAAUGAUAAGAUCAUCAGUGUUAUGGCAUCUGGCUGUUUGUGCUUAUUUUUUUUAGGUUUUCAUUGUUGAUUUUUAAAUUCUCUGCUGACCUACAGAUCUGGUUUCUGUUUCUCAUAAAAUGCGUCUUAAGAACUGAAUUAUGUGUGAAUGCCACAUCCAUGCACGUCAGACACAGCGAGCGCAGCUGGCUGAUUAUCAAAAUAAACCACCACGCUUUGUUUCUGUUGGUACACACAGAGCAGAGCGUGUGGGGCGCGGUGAACCCGCUACCAAAUUUAAAUCAUUUUACGCUCUGAUAGCGGGGUUAGCAGAUAAUCUGUGAAAGUUUAACACCAUCACAGACCGGAGGUCAGCGUGUGCUGAGCCCUGCCUGCCCGUCUGUCUGUUCACAUCAACCUCGUUUUGUCAGCAGAGAUGAAAUCAUGAAUAAAAUACCUUUUGGUUUGUUGUUAAUGUAUUGAAAGUGUUUUCUUUUCUCUCUGGAAAUGAAUGUAGUUGAGAGUUUUUGAGCAGAGGGAAACUGGUGCAGAUUUCCUGAUGCUGUUCAGACACUGCAGACUUUGACGUGUUGCUUCUCGUACACCAAAACCACUCAGUAGUAUGCAGUAAUACAAAGUCUAUGAGGGCGUGUUCAGGGAUUAAUGUUGCUGAUGAUGGUGAGGAUGAUGUUUGUGAAAAUGAUGAUGUCGUCCAUGGUAGCACUGGAACUUUAUGCAACUUUUUCUUUGCACUAGGACGCUGGCCUGUUGCAGGGCUGAGGGCUGCUGUUCAGUGGUGUUGGGGAUCCAGCAGAGGGACGUCACAUCCCGACAGGUUAACACUGGGAAGUAGGAAGUGCUUUGAAAAGGGCAUGAAACUUUUUUCUCUCCAUGGUCUGCAUGGUUGGUUUACAGCCCAUGAACAUUUACAAGGCAGGAAGUUUAUGCAAGAGCUAAAACCUUUAACUGAACAAACUUAAUUAAUAAUCAGUUCAUUGUUCAGGUGAGUGCUCUCAGACUUUCUCCACAAAGCUGGCCUUUGUAGAGAGACACUACUUUUCUUAUACUAGAUUUUAACAUGGAGACAUAAGUUCAGUGUGACAUUACUGCAAAAACAAAGAAGACACUGAAGUCUUGGAUUCAUACUGUCAGAAACUAAAAUAGACUGUAAAUAGCAGAUGGACUUAGCCACAGUGAUGUCAGCCACCGGUGGGCGGAGCGCUAACAUGAAGCCUGAAGGUGUUUUUCACCUUUGUGAUUUUAGCAUGCUCAUUGGCUAACGCCCACCAUGUAUUGUGUCAUAUUAAAUAAAUGUUAAAAAUAGUGAUUGAGCCUAUAAUCCUAUCAGGAAAGUGUUUAUUGAGAUCAAAGCGCAUUGAAGUGGAGUCGCCCUCUGCUGGCCAUCAACGAGAAUGCAGGUUUAAGACACCUCUGCACUGACUUCACGUUUCAAACCCAGAGGCGACGUCCAUUUUUAAUGUAGUCUGUUACCCGCCACGGACAAGCCUUUCUUUCUUUUGGAGCUUCACUGCACCGUUCUGUUAUAACUGUGGGGCCCCCAGUUUGGGAACCUCUGGUUUAAGUCUCUGUAUAACCAAAAACUCCCAUGAUGCUUCAGUUCCAGUUUCUUAAAUGUUAAGAUUUGCUGUUUUUGCAAAGGGGCUGCAAAACACAAGCUGCUCUGUUUCCAUUUCAGGAGUGGUGAAAAGUCGCAGCUGCCUCUCAUUUGUACAUCGAAGUGGUCUAAACCAUUUUACGCUGUGAGCCACACACAGCCCAUGUUGAUCUGAAGUCGGCCGGACCAGUGAAAAUCCCCUUUCUGUCAGUCUAAAGAAGUUUUACUACACAUUUAAUCCCUGAGAUACCUCCAUA
Messenger RNA from Archocentrus centrarchus (flier cichlid), 13443 nucleotides. It is a transcript of the gene sptbn4b, whose product is annotated as spectrin, beta, non-erythrocytic 4b. The transcript is spliced from 43 exons. Gene Ontology annotation, molecular function: structural constituent of cytoskeleton; actin binding; phospholipid binding. The coding region runs from base 116 to 8257 and encodes 2713 amino acids. Gene Ontology annotation, cellular component: spectrin. Lineage: Eukaryota; Metazoa; Chordata; Actinopteri; Cichliformes; Cichlidae. The record is from RefSeq and is a predicted model, not a curated record.